UUAGGUUUAGGUGUGUGUGAUUGUAUAAAAAAAGAAAGCGAUCAAAAAUAGGAAAUGUCGUCAGACAGACAUUGUUUUUAGUCCAAACCACCAAACUGAACGUGCUUCUGUUUCGGGCUUUGUGUAUGUAUGAAAAGGAAAGUUGAAUCCUAGAACAAAGCCCACCCACCAUCACCGUCGUCGUCGUCGUCAUCAUCAAUCCAGUCAAACUUGUCUUUUUCCGUCAGUCAGUCUCUCUCUAUCUGUAUCUAUAUCUCAUGCUCUUCAAUUCACAGAUUCAGGUGAUUAUUUAUGCUCCUCAAGAUGUUGUAAAUUAGUUUACGUCUGGAGAAGUGGUUUGUUUCAACAAUGAUGGAUUCUUGCAAUUGCAUCGAGCCACAAUGGCCGGCUGAUGAAUUGCUGAUGAAGUAUCAGUAUAUAUCAGAUUUCUUUAUUGCUCUUGCAUAUUUCUCCAUUCCGUUGGAGUUGAUAUACUUUGUUAAAAAGUCGGCCGUUUUUCCCUAUAGAUGGGUACUUGUUCAGUUUGGUGCUUUUAUUGUACUGUGUGGAGCUACACAUCUAAUUAACUUAUGGACAUUUAAUGUGCAUACAAGAACAGUAGCUAUUGUAAUGACCACUGCUAAAGUUUUGACUGCGGCAGUGUCGUGUGCAACUGCACUUAUGUUAGUACACAUUAUACCUGAUUUACUUAGUGUGAAAACUAGAGAGUUAUUUUUGAAAAAUAAGGCUGCUGAACUGGAUCGUGAAAUGGGUAUUAUUCGUACACAAGAAGAAACUGGUCGACAUGUUAGAAUGCUAACCCAUGAAAUUAGAAGCACUCUUAACAGACAUACUAUAUUAAAGACGACACUUGUUGAAUUGGGGAGAACAUUGGGCUUAGAAGAGUGUGCUCUUUGGAUGCCAACUCGUAGUGGUUUAGAGCUUCAACUCUCUUAUACUCUUCGCCAUCAAAAUCCAGUUGGUUUUACGGUUCCGAUUCAGUCUCCUGCAAUCAAUCAAGUUUUUAGUACUAACCGUGCUGUUAAGAUAUCUCCUAAUAGUCCUGUUGCUAGACUUCGCCCAGCUUCUGGCAAAUAUAUGCUUGGGGAGGUUGUUGCUGUGAGGGUCCCGCUUUUACAUCUCAGUAAUUUUCAGAUUUAUGACUGGCCAGAACUAACAACAAAACGUUAUGCAUUGAUGGUUUUAAUGCUUCCUUCGGAUAGUGCAAGGCAAUGGCAUGUUCAUGAGUUGGAGCUUGUUGAAGUGGUCGCUGAUCAGGUUGCUGUCGCUCUUUCACAUGCUGCAAUCUUAGAAGAGUCUAUGAGGGCCCGGGACUUGCUUAUGGAGCAAAAUGUGGCCCUUGAUCUUGCAAGAAGAGAAGCUGAAACUGCUGUUCGAGCACGUAAUGAUUUUCUUGCUGUUAUGAACCAUGAAAUGAGAACUCCAAUGCAUGCAAUUAUUGCACUUUCGUCAUUACUACAAGAAACUGAUUUGACACCAGAGCAAAGGCUCAUGGUUGAGACCAUCCUCAAGAGCAGUAACUUGCUUGCCACACUAAUUAAUGAUGUAUUGGAUCUUUCGAGGCUAGAAGAUGGUAGCCUUGAACUUGAUACUGCAACUUUUAACCUUCAUGCUCUCUUCAAGGAGGUUCUAAACUUGAUUCGGCCAGUUGCAUCAGUCAAAAGGUUGUUUGUUACAUUGAGCCUUUCUUCGGAUUUGCCAGAAUACGCCAUUGGUGACGAGAAGAGACUUAUGCAAAUAAUUCUAAAUAUCGUUGGGAAUGCGGUGAAAUUUUCAAAAGAAGGCAGCAUAUCGAUUUCUGCUGUCAUGGCAAAACCAGAUUCUUUAAGGGAUCCUCGAUCUCCUGAUUUUUUUCCAAUCCCUGGUGAUAAUAGUUUUUAUAUGCGUGUUCAGGUGAAAGACACAGGAAUCGGAAUUAGCCAACAAGACAUCCCUAAGCUUUUUACGAAAUUUGCAGAAAACCAAUCAGCAACAAGUAGAAAUCCAGGUGGCAGUGGACUUGGCCUUGCCAUUUGUAAAAGAUUUGUGAAUCUUAUGGAAGGUAAUAUAUGGGUUGAAAGUGAAGGUGUUGGCAAGGGAUCUACUGCAAUCUUUUAUGUCAAACUCGGAUAUACUGCACGUUUAAAUGAAUCCAGACUCCCUCAUAUGAGACUUCCGGCAAAACUUGGGCAGACAAGUUUUUCAGGACUCAAAGUAUUAGUCAUCGAUGACAACGGUGUUAGCAGAACAGCUACCAGGGGGCUUCUGAUGCACCUUGGAUGUGAUGUGACCACGGUUAGCUCAGGUGAAGACUGCUUACAAGUCAUCACCAAAGAACACAAGGUUGUUUUCAUGGACGUCUCGUUACCUGGUUCCGACAGUUACAAUGUUGCAAGACUUUUGCAGGAAAAGUUCCCAAAACGCCAUGAAAAACCACUGAUAGUAGCCCUUACCGGCCACACAGACAAGUCAGCAAAAGAAAGCCUGUUGAGAGUUGGAAUGGAUGGAGUUAUACUGAAACCUGUUUCAGUGGAGAAGAUGAGAGUUGCUUUAUCUGAGCUUUUAGAGCAUAAAAAGGUUCUACAUGACACAUAGUAACCAUUAAUUACUCACACUAAGAGGGAGGAUUUUUGGGAUUGUACAUAUUGCAACUCCAUUUGGUAUAUACUAUGUAUGUGUUAUUACCACAAUAUGAUAGAGAAUGGUUGUAAUGUUGUUUGAAGUGAGCUUUAACAUAGUUGAACGGUACCUGAAUUGUUGCAUAAAAUUGCAAGCAAAAAUACUUGACUC
Molecule: messenger RNA, 2769 nt
Organism: Erigeron canadensis
Lineage: Eukaryota; Viridiplantae; Streptophyta; Magnoliopsida; Asterales; Asteraceae
Product: ethylene receptor 1
Exons: 7
Coding region: 349-2574 (741 amino acids)
Biological process (GO): phosphorelay signal transduction system; response to ethylene; phosphorylation
Cellular component (GO): endoplasmic reticulum membrane; endoplasmic reticulum
Molecular function (GO): phosphorelay sensor kinase activity; ethylene receptor activity; ethylene binding
Source: RefSeq, a predicted model, not a curated record